GUGUGCUACUACAACAUACGUUGUUGAAUUUAUGUCUCCUUUCAUUCUUAAAUAUUCUCAUCUACCCUUUUCAGUCCAUUAAUUUCUUCUCUCUUCAAACAACAACAUAGUUGUUUAUAUCUUUUUUCUUAUUUUUCUGAAACAUUGUUUUUUUUUUUGUUACAAAAUCAAACACCACCUUGUUUUUGAUCAAUGGCUCACUCUGCUACCCCAUCAGUUGAAUCCAAUGAUCUUAUAAAAGAAGACCAUAAGGAAACAACUCAAACAAGUUCACUGGUUGUUUCCUUUGGGGAAAUGUUGAUAGACUUUGUGCCAACUGUGGGAGGAGUGUCGCUCGCCGAGGCACCGGCUUUCAAGAAAUCUCCUGGUGGAGCUCCUGCUAAUGUUGCUGUUGGUAUAUCUAGAUUGGGAGGUUCAUCUGCUUUUAUAGGCAAGGUUGGAGCAGAUGAGUUUGGUUACAUGUUGGCUGAUAUUCUAAAGCAGAACAACGUUGAUACUUCUGGAAUGCGGUUUGACUCUAAUGCAAGAACUGCAUUAGCUUUUGUCACACUUAGAUCCGACGGCGAGCGCGAGUUCUUGUUUUUUCGGAAUCCAAGUGCUGAUAUGCUUCUUCACGAAUCAGAACUUGAUAUAGAUCUCUUAAAGAAGGCUAGAAUUUUCCAUUAUGGAUCAAUUAGUUUAAUUGAUGAUCCUUGCAAAUCAGCACACAUUGCUGCUAUGAGGAUUGCCAAAAGUUCUGGUUGCAUUCUCUCGUACGAUCCGAAUUUAAGAUUGGCGUUAUGGCCAUCUGCCGAGGCUGCUCGGAAUGGCAUAAUGAGUAUAUGGGAUCAAGCUGAUGUCAUUAAGAUCAGUGAGGAGGAGAUUACAUUUUUGACUGGAGGUGAUGAUCCUUAUGAUGAUGAUGUUGUUUUGAAGAAACUUUUUCAUCGUAAUCUCAAACUCUUAAUUGUUACUGAAGGGUCUAAGGGUUGUAGAUAUUACACAAAGGAAUUUAGAGGCAGGGUUGGAGGUGUUAAAGUUAAACCUGUUGACACAACUGGUGCUGGUGAUGCAUUUGUUAGUGGAUUUUUGUACAGUAUAGCUUCUGACCCGAGUAUUUUUCAGAAUGAGAAAAGUCUGAGAAAAGCUUUGUAUUUUGCUAAUGUAUGUGGUGCCAUAACAGUUACAGAAAGAGGUGCAAUUCCUUCACUUCCUACAAAGGAAGCUGUUUUACAAUUCUUACUAGAAGCAGCUGUAAUAUAAAAGAGUUGACAUUUUUAUUUUAUUUUAGUUUUUAUGAUUUGUUAAGCUAUUAAUAUAGCUUAGGUUAUGCUAAGCUUCUCCAAUUUUUUUCCUUCCAAAAUUAUGGUCAUGUGAUUUUUUGUUAUAAAUUCGCACUUGCCAAAUUUUUUGUUCUUGUUGUAACAUAUGAGCACAUGAAUUAACCUUUUAGUUUUUGAAGGUGCUCUAGAGUUGAGAGUAGCAAUAAAAUCAAGGUAUUCAUCAA
This is a messenger RNA of Medicago truncatula (barrel medic), 1486 nucleotides long. RefSeq names its product probable fructokinase-7. Gene Ontology annotation, biological process: fructose metabolic process. Lineage: Eukaryota; Viridiplantae; Streptophyta; Magnoliopsida; Fabales; Fabaceae. The transcript has 7 exons. Gene Ontology annotation, molecular function: fructokinase activity. The coding region runs from base 193 to 1242 and encodes 349 amino acids. Gene Ontology annotation, cellular component: cytosol. The record is from RefSeq and is a predicted model, not a curated record.